This is a messenger RNA of Ogataea parapolymorpha DL-1, 2439 nucleotides long. RefSeq lists its product as uncharacterized. Gene Ontology annotation, molecular function: magnesium ion transmembrane transporter activity. Gene Ontology annotation, cellular component: membrane. Bases 1 to 2439 code for a protein of 812 amino acids. The transcript has a single exon. Gene Ontology annotation, biological process: magnesium ion transport. The record is from RefSeq and is a predicted model, not a curated record. NCBI's taxonomy places the organism in Eukaryota, Fungi, Ascomycota, Pichiomycetes, Pichiales, Pichiaceae.
AUGUACAAUCUAUUUGAUGGUCAAACUGCUAUCGGUGACAUGCUCCUCUUCCUGGCUCAUAAUGACCCCGUUUCUAAUGCACUGACGGGAAAUAAGAUUUUGAUAGGCUGUUUGGUCGGUCUGCUUUCCUCUGCUUGUCAAUCCAUUGGCCUCAUUCUUCAGAGAAAAUCGCAUCUGGCAAAUGAAUCCGCGGCUGGGAGUGGCAAUCAAUUAUCUGCAUACAAAAGGUCGUUGUGGCAUUUAGGAUUUUUGUUGUUCAUCAUCUCUAAUGUCUUUGGUUCUACAAUUCAGCUUUCUACUCUUCCUUUGAUUGUAUUAAGCCCUCUGCAGUCGAUAGGUUUGGUGUUCAAUACUGUAUUUAACACUUUGAUUUUACAUGAGGAAUUUACUCGACAAUCUUUUUAUGGAACUGUAUUGGUUGGUGUGGGAGCAUUUUUGAUCGCUCUAUGCGGCGGAGGUAUUGGUGAACCAGAAUAUGACCUUGCUGAUUUCAUCGUCCUUUUGAGUCAAAAGGAGUUCGUUGUCUGGAUAAGUGUGCAAUUUGGGGUAAUUACGCUCAUACUUUUUUGGAUAAUGGUAUCCUCAUAUGAAAUUUCUCGCGAAUCGAGACAAGGCCAGGUCAGCCCCUGUAUACAGCUCCUUCACGUAAUUGAUGCGAAUGUGAAAGAACGUCUCAGAAAUGUUCAGGAAAAUACGUCAAACAAUGAUUCAAAUUUUCAGUUUUCAGCCAAGAUGUUCAAGGAAAAGAUGCUCCAGCUUGUAUUAUGGAUUCUUCACUGCAACACGUCUGUUUACAAAUUUUUAUUUGCAUUUCCAUUGGGGACUAUAAAAUCAAUCCAAGGUAUAUCAUAUGGAGUUACUUCCGGUAUACUUUCCGCUCAGUCUUUAUUGCUCGCAAAAUCCGCAAUAGAAAUAGCCCUUUUGACUCUUUCCAAUCGUAACGUGAAACAGUUGAAUAAUUCAAUGGUUUACCUGCUCGUGCUUGUUUUUCUAGUGCUGUGUUUGUCUCAAUUAUAUCUGCUGAACCAGGGACUGAAACUUAUUAGUACUUCCAUCCUAUACCCAUUGGUAUUUUGUGUUUACAAUAUCUCAAGCAUAUCUAAUGGGCUGACAUUUUAUAGGCAGUGGUCCCAGUUUCUUGGAGCAGCUGGAUUUUUCAUAUUUCUGGGAACGAUUCUGGUUGUGUUUGGCGUAUUCAUCUUGAGUGAAUCAUCCAAGCAGGCGGAAACUCGGUAUUACGGCUCUUCCAGAUCCAAGUCUCCUAUCAGCCUGCCUUUAAUGGACUCAGAAAUUCAAGAAUAUCAAAGUAUAGCUCAAACAACUCCCAAGUCAAAGCAUAGCAGAAAGUUGUCUCUUAAGGAAGGAAUUAUAUCUUCUAUGUUUUCUUUAACAGACCCCUCAGAUCCCGAGAGUCCGUAUUAUGAUCCACUGUGUGCUGAUACGUCACCGUCUGGAAUUUCAAACAGAUCUUUGCCGGUGGACUUGAUAAAACCAAUUAUCAAAAAAACAGGGAUAAAUAUCAAUAACGCUAGCAGAAAAGUAUCGGGAUUUUUUAGAAAGUCCAUUGACAACAUACAAACGACACACACGAGCUCACCUGACCAAUCAUCCAAUCAAGAUCGGAGCACAAUCUCCUUCGAAAAUUAUGGAGAAAGUCCUCAAAGAUUUGAUGCAUGCUCUAAACAAACGCAGUAUGUGUCGUUCGAUUCUCUGAAAGAGUUCAAAAAUCAGAGUGCGAUUACACAUGCAUCCGAAUCUCUCAAGGACGGGCCUAAAGCUACCCCUAAAGGUAACAAACGAUUACCCAACAUUCAUGAAUCUGAUUUUAGUUCUAUAAGCUACGUUCCAAUCUCGGAGAAUUUUCAACUGACAUCAAAUAUGUCAAGUGAUAAUUAUGGCACUCGUCUGCGCUCCGAUAAAUCUGCUAGCCCUACGAAGCAAAGGAGAAGGCCAAAAAUCAGAGAAAGAUGGCUUUGGGGAAGCGAAGGGUCCCCCAAAACUCUCACCCACGAAAAUCAGACUGAAGAUACAACUAUAAGCGAAUCAGAGUCUCCGAAGCAUGUAGACUCCCAUUCUCUGCCUUCAGAUGAUGAGUACAAUCCUCAUAAUGCUUUCAAUUUUUCGCUAAAUAAUACGAUUGAUGAGAUACAAAAUCAGCUCAACGGUAACUCGGAAGAAGGGGCAACAUAUACAAGUCCAAACUCAACCAAGUCUCUGUUUGACAAUAUUGAUAAUGACCAAAAGAACCUGGUUUUAGAUUUGAAUCAAGCAGAUCCAAGAAUAACUUUUGCCACAAAAACAAGUACAUAUUCUAGUGCAAAAAGUGCACACAACAAGCUUUUGUGCACGAACAAUAAAUUGCAUAGCUCUGUGGAAAAUUGGAAAAGAGUCUAUUCUUACGAACAAAAACGGGUACACGAAGAACUCACACAACCAUAA